AUGUUGCUGGAUGAGAUCCCUCACGCCACAUCGCACAAUCUCCACGACCACCACCAUCAUCAUCAUCACCGACAUAGACAUGGUGCUGAUGACGAUGACGAUGGCGUUUUCGUUAUGAAGCGGACACACUAUGGUCAUGGUCAUGUUAAUGGUAACGGUAACGCUCAUGAUUAUGGUAUGUAUUACGAUGACGGCUUCAAAUCCCCUAUGAGUGGGUUUUCUCUGCAAUCUGACGAUUCUUCUUCCAGUUUGUUCUCAAUGUCUCCUCCUUCUUUCGACGACCUCAAAUCCAACGUGGUUUCUAGAAGCUCCUGUUACCCCAACAACCACAACCUCUACCUCAAUUCUAGGAUCCCUGAUUCCACUGUCAAACUCAAUGAGACUGAUAGGUUGGUUCAUGAAGUAGGCCUCUGCUCUAAUUUCACUAAAAUGUGCAUUGCUGAUAAUACACACCAGAAUCCUAAUGUGCUUCCGUUUCGUGAUUUUGUCAAUAAUCUUCACCACAUGCGUGGUGGUGGUUCUGGUGGUGGUGGGGACUGUGGCAAUUUUGGAAGAGGGUUUAGUGAUUCUGUGGGGUUUCAAUCCCCUGUAAUCAGGACAAGGAGUUCUGUCACCCGUGCUGCAGAAAUUAAUUCAGCAUUGUCAGGACUGACUCAGGAUUAUAAAAUGACUAAUUUAUUUGGAUCGUUGCAGUCAAGUCCUAGGUGGCAUGAGCGCGAUAUGGUUUCUCAAUUGAAUGGAUUCAGUGGUGGUUCAAUGGAUUCUCCUAGGCGUGAAAGGCAGCUGAUGAGUAAUUACAAUGGUAGUGAAAGCGUGGUGCCGGAGAUUGUUGGUUCCUUGAGCGGAAAUUCAACUGUUGAUGCUGCUUCACUUUAUGCGCAGAAAUAUGGAAUUAACUUAUUGGAAGAAAGCGGGGUGUCAAGACUGUCUAAUAAUUCCUUUUGUCCUAAUUAUAAGCCUUGUAUGAGUGUUCAGGAGUUGCUGCAGUAUGGCCUUUAUCAGCCUAAUGCAAGAAUUGUGCCACUUUCGAAUUCUAGAAUCCCACGAGGAAAUCUAGAUGCUAUGACAAGUGAGGGGAGUUUUAUUAUACAGGGGGAAGGUUUAAAUUAUGUUGUUAGCAGGGGUUCGGAUCAUUCAAGGUGUCAGCGUGCUGUGCGCGAAAAUGGCUUUGCUAAGCAGCUACAGCGGUCGGAGAUAGACAUCCGACACCAUCUUGGAGGAUAUGAAAAUCCUAGGAGUCCUAGGAAUGGGUGCUCAUUCCCUAUGCUGCCCAAGUACAAUUCCCUAGCAGAAGCUCGAGGGUCGUUGUAUUUAAUGGCCAAAGAUCAACAUGGCUGUAGAUUCCUGCAAAGAAUGUUUGAUGAGGGUGCACCGGAGGAUGUUCAAGUGAUAUUUAGUGAGAUAAUUGAUCAUGUAGUGGAGCUUAUGAUGAAUCCUUUUGGAAAUUACCUAAUGCAAAAGUUGUUGGAUGUAUGUGAUGAAGAACAGAGGAUGCAGAUCAUACUUGUGGUUACACAGGAGACCGGGCAGCUUGUCAGAAUCUCUUUAAACACUCAUGGCACUCGUGUGGUACAAAAGCUGAUUGAGACUCUCAAAACUAGGCAGCAAAUUUCAUUAGUUGUAUCAGCUUUGCAACCUGGAUUCUUGGCCCUCAUCAAAGAUCUUAAUGGGAAUCAUGUGGUUCAACAUUGUUUACAAUGCCUAAGCAAUGAAGAUAACAAAUUCAUAUUUGUUGCUGCUGCCAAGUAUUGUGUUGACAUUGCAACUCAUCAACACGGAUGUUGUGUUCUACAAAGAUGCAUUGGCCAUUCAAGUGGAAAGCUUAGAGAAAAUCUGGUUGCAGAAAUAUCUACUAAUGCACUUCUGCUAGCUCAAGAUCAAUAUGGGAAUUACGUUGUUCAGUUUAUCUUGGAUUUGAGGAUUCCUUCCGCCGCUGCAACUUUAAGUUUGCUAUUUGAAGGUAAAUAUGUGCACUUGUCAAUGCAGAAGUUCAGCAGCCAUGUCGUUGAAAAAUGUCUUGUUGUAUUCAAUGAUGAGAAUCGAUCAAGAGUCAUUCAUGAACUGCUAUCUGCUCCACACUUUGAACUGUUGCUUCAAGAUCCACAUGCAAAUUAUGUUGUUCAAUCAGCUCUUCGACAUUCUGAGGCGAUUCCAACUAGGUUGGCAUCCCUUACUACACUCUGCAAGGACAGUAAGCCAAAAAAGUAUAUAACCAAAUCGAGGAAACUACAGAAGGCAAGAGGAGAAGAAAAUUCUGCGAGGAAGUUGAAGUUGGAUAGUAAAGAAGGGUCUGGAAAGGAAUCCCCCCACUCACUGGUGGGGGCUCUUGAAGAAAAUGUGUGGGAUGGAUUUGGUGGAAGUGAUGAUCAUACGGUAACCCAUGCUGGUGACAAGCUUAAUAAACAGUUUAUAAUACAGGGAGAUAGCUGUAAGGAUUCACUUCACCAAUUACGUGGUAUCAGAAGUAGUGAUUACGAUAAUAUCUAUGGUACUCAGGGUAAAGAGGAAUUGUACUUAGAAAGUAUGACCCAGAAAGAGAAAAUGCUAGAAAAGGAUUCGACACCUGAAGUUGUGUUUUCUUCUAGGGUUAAUGACUCAAGUAAAGAAGCCAAAAGGCUCACAUCAGAUGACACUGGCAUGUCUGAUCACUGUUUCAAGAGCAGCAAUUUAGAUUCUGGUGGAUGUGAGCUAUGUGAAGAUGAUACUAUCUUGGGAGACAAGUGUGUGGUGGAAGAUGAUAGUGUCUGUCAAUAUUCAAUCAAUCACACAUCCCAAGCUGACAAUGAACUCAGUUUUCUUGAUAAUGACGGGUGGCUGGAUAUAGGAAACUUUGAAGAUGUUGACAGGAUGUUAAGUUGUGAUUUAACGUUUGGAACGGGAAGUCUCAACAAUGAAGAGGAGUUCUGCUGGCUCUCAUCUUCUCAUGGUGCCGAAGGUUCUGAUGAUGCAGUGAAGUCUGACUUUAAGUUUUCAUAUGCAGAAAUGAGUCCGUUGAAAAGUAUAUCAGAUUAUAAAAUGGACUCGAAGGAAAAUAUUAUAGGUGUUUCAAACGAUUCCAAUGACAGGUCAUCUCCUGUUGAUGAAAAAUUCAGGUCUCAAAUGGAUGUUAUUGACGAUGGUGUCCCUAUUCCAUUAUCAAUGUUCAGUAAGAGUGAGACAGAUAUGAAAUCUGGUAAUGUAGUUGACUUGCAACCCAAAGAAAAGCCGCAGAGGAAGCUGCCAAAGCCAUCGGCAGGAAGGCGAAAAAAUGGUUACCUAGAAAACAGAGGUUCUGUUCAUCCUUAUAUUCCUCCAGAGCGAUAUGCAGAUACAAAGCAGCCUUUUGGAGCGUCUUCCAGUGGGGUUACAUCUCUUGAUUGCAUCCAGAAACAUAAGCUGAACAGAGAUUCCAAUACUUUAGGCUGUAUACAGACACAAGUUCCUAUAAGACUCCCAGACUAUAGUCAUACUCCAAAUCACACUUCCCUCUUUACAACUUUGUCUGGAUCUGAGCAUGAUGGACAUCUGUCUCCUUCUGUUAAAGAAUCAUCAUAUGCAUCAAACAUGGAAAGUUCUCAUGGUCAUUCCUUGGAGGCUGCUGCCUUGAAAACAUUUGAAAACAGAGAAAAUUUGUUUCAAUGCUGUGAUGGACCUCUGUUAAGUAGUAGUUUAAAAAAUGAAAAUAUCCCAAAUCAAAUACCACUUCAUAGUCCAGGUUCAGCUCAGCAAGUAGGUCAUCGGUUUGAAAAUGAAAAUGAAGGUCAUAGUGAAGUCCAGGGAGUUAGCCUAGGCUUUUCACCAGAAAUAGAUUCAUCAAUAGUGCAUGAAAGCUCAUCCAUGGGCUCCGUUCUGGAUCAAACCUCACUUGAAGCAACCAGCUUUUGCCACCUGCAACAGAUCAUGGAUCAGUUGGAUAUUAAAACCAAACUGUGCAUUAGGGACAGUCUAUACCGCUUGGCUAAGAGUGCGGAGCAAAGACAUAAUAAUCCAAGUGCAAAUGGUUGCAUUGGCGACAAUGAAGCUUGCAAAACAAUGACGGUGCAGGAUGCAAGCAGCUUCGUUCAGGUGUACCGGAUUAAUGGACAUGGAAACUGA
Messenger RNA from Sphenostylis stenocarpa, 4074 nucleotides. The record is from the annotation of a GenBank genome assembly. NCBI's taxonomy places the organism in Eukaryota, Viridiplantae, Streptophyta, Magnoliopsida, Fabales, Fabaceae.